This is a messenger RNA of Tachyglossus aculeatus (Australian echidna), 508 nucleotides long. RefSeq names its product prefoldin subunit 6 (gene PFDN6). The coding region runs from base 28 to 408 and encodes 126 amino acids. Gene Ontology annotation, molecular function: protein-folding chaperone binding. The record is from RefSeq and is a predicted model, not a curated record. Gene Ontology annotation, cellular component: prefoldin complex; cytoplasm. The transcript has 5 exons. Lineage: Eukaryota; Metazoa; Chordata; Mammalia; Monotremata; Tachyglossidae. Gene Ontology annotation, biological process: protein folding; chaperone-mediated protein complex assembly.
UCCUGCUCUGCGGAGCCGCGCCCCGCCAUGGCCGACGCGAUUCAGAAGAAGCUGCAGGGCGAGGUGCAGAAGUAUCAGCAGCUGCAGAAAGAUCUGAGCAAGUCCAUGGCCAGCAGGCAGAAGCUGGAGGCCCAGCUCACCGAGAACAACAUCGUCAAGGAGGAGCUGGCCCUGCUGGACGCCUCCAACGCCGUCUACAAGCUGCUGGGCCCCGUGCUGGUGAGGCAGGAGCUGGGCGAGGCCCGGGUGACCGUGGGCAAGAGGCUGGACUACAUCACCGCCGAGAUUAAGCGCUACGAGGCUCAGCUGCAGACGUUGGAAGGCGAAGCGGAGCGCCAGCGGGAGACCCUGUCCAGGCUGCAGCAGGAUUUUCAGCGGGCGCAGGCCCAAGGCCCGGCCAAGGCCUGACCCCCCCGACGACCCCUCGACCCUUGACCCUUGACCCCCGGGUCGGCCCCUCGUGAAGCCGGGUCCCCGGGGGGGCGGCCAAUAAAUCACCCCAACGGUU